AUCAUUGAUAAACUUCUCAAGACAACCCACUUCUCUCUCUCCGUUCCUCCCCACUCCCUCGCCCCUUGUUCUAGACUUGCCUUAGGUUUUGUUAGGGUUUCGGUCAUCUAAUUUUGCCUUGAGGCUUGUUUUUCCUGAUGGAUGAUUAUCAAGAGAUGGAAAGGUUUGGCAUGGAGAAGGAUUACGAGGACGGCCAAUGGAUCGGCAGCGAGUUCUAUUAUCGCAAGCGCAAGGAUAAGCGCGUCCAGACCAAAGACGAUGUACUCUAUGGCAUAUUCUCUGCCGAUUCCGACGACGACGAUGAAGACAACGAGGGCUCCAGAAAACGCAGGAAAGAUCGAAAGGUCGUCGACCUCACCAAGCCCGUCAAUUUCGUCUCCACCGGCAUCGUCAUGCCCAACCAGGAGAUGGACAACAAUUCAAAGCAGCAAAACGAUGACCUCGGCGCUACCGGCGUUGCCACCAGUGGCCUUGGCUUUGGUGCCGCUACGGCUUCAGGUUUGGGUUUUAAUAAUUUGAAUUCCGGUUUAGGUUUUAAUUCGAAUUCGGAUCCCACCGGUGGAGAGGAGGAGGAUGAGGAAAAUGACAGCAAUUUUCUGCCGACGGCGUUUGGGAAGAAAAUAAAGGAGGGAGCAGAGAGGAGACAGAAGGAGAGGGAAAAGCUCAAAUUGCUGAAGCAGACUACUAUCCAAUCUCGAAGUCGAAGAGAUUCUGAAGAAUCUCAGUUUGGACUAGGAGGAGCAAGGGGGGGCGGCGGGGAUGGGGGCCUGGGGGCCUUUGAGAAACACACCAAGGGCAUUGGGAUGAAGAUGCUUAAGAACAUGGGCUACAAAGGAGGUGGACUUGGCAAGAGCCAGCAAGGGAUUCUCGCUCCUAUUGAAGCCAAGUUGAGGCCAAAAAAUAUGGGUAUGGGUUUUAAUGAUUACGAGGAGACUAAAAUCAAGAGGCCUGGCUUGCAAGAAUUGGAAGCUGAAAAGCCGAGCAAGCCUUUGCCCGCGGCCAGUUCCUCCACCACCACCAAAAAGAGCCUUUCCUGGAAAAAGGCCGUUGCCAACAGGGCUAAUAAGGACCACUAUGUCUCUGCCAAGGAGUUGUUAGCCAAGAAGCAGGAAGAGAGUACCGAGGUCUUUGUGCACAAGGUGGUUGAUAUGCGCGGACCCCAGGUUCGAGUCUUGACCAAUUUGGAGAAUUUGAAUGCCGAAGAGAAAGCGAGGGAAGAGGAUAUUCCCAUGCCUGAGCUACAGCACAACCUGAGGUUGAUUCUGGACUUAGCUGAGCUGGAUAUUCAGAAGAUUGAUAGGGAUCUGAGGAAUGAGAGGGACACGGCGAUCAGCUUGAACCAGGAGAAAGAGAGGCUGGCAACGGAGGUAGCCAGACAGAAGCAACACUUGGAUAGCUUGGGGGAUAUUAUGAGCGUGUUAGACCGACUGGGAGAAGAGAAUAUCAUGGGAACAUUGACGCUGGACUCCCUGGCAAAGGACUUUGGUGACCUACAGAAGAGAUACGCUGACGACUAUAAAAUAUGUAACUUGUCUUGUAUUGCCUGUUCUUUUGCUCUACCUCUGUUUAUCAGGAUGUUUCAAGGUUGGGAUCCUCUUAGGAACCCGUCCCAUGGGUUGAAUGUGGUAUCCUCAUGGAAGGGUUUGCUUCAUGGAGAGGGGGAGAGAGAACAGUACCUUGAUAUUUGGGAUAAUACAAUGCCGCCUUACACCCAAUUGGUUUCCGAGGUUGUGGUACCCGCCGUGAGGAUUGCUGGCAUCAAUACCUGGCAGGCCAAGGACCCUGAACCCAUGCUUCGCUUUUUGGAGUCUUGGGAGAAAUUGCUACCUUCUUCUGUCCUUCAUGCCAUAUUGGAUAUGGUAGUCUUUCCCAAACUGAAGGACGCAGUUGACUUGUGGGAACCUCACCGGGACACUGUUCCCAUCCAUGUGUGGGUGCAUCCAUGGCUACCACUUUUGGGACACAAGUUGGAGGAGUUGUAUCACACAAUACGCUUCAAGUUGAGUAACGUUCUCGGUGCAUGGCACCCCAGUGAUGCCUCUGCCUAUACCAUACUCUCGCCGUGGAAGAAGGUGUUUGAUUCAGCCAGUUGGGAACAGCUCAUGCAUAGAUUUAUAGUACCCAAGUUGCAGCUUGUCCUACAAGACUUCCAAGUGAACCCUGCAAAUCAGAGACUUGAUCAGUUUAAUUGGGUGAUGAGUUGGGCUUCUGCUAUUCCAAUUCAUCUAAUGGUAGAUAUGAUGGAGAAGUUUUUCUUCACCAAGUGGCUACAGGUUUUGUAUCACUGGUUAUGUUCGAACCCGAACUUUGAAGAGGUUUUGAAUUGGUAUAAAGGUUGGAAGGAACUCAUUCCUGAGGAGCUUCAUGCAAAUGAAAGUAUCCGGUAUCAGCUUAAUUGCGGUCUUGACAUGAUGAAUCGGGCUGUUGAGGGUAUGGAGGUGGUCCAACCUGGUUUGAAAGAGAAUAUUAGCUACCUUAGGGUGCUUGAGCAAAGGCAAUUUGAGGCACAACAGAAAGCAGCAGCUGCACAAGCAAACUUGGGUGGCACUGCUCACAUGGAUGGCAGUGGUAAUGAGAUGAGCUUGAAAGAUGUUAUUGAAGCCCAUGCGCAGCAGCAUGGUCUGUUAUUUAGGCCUAAACCUGGGCGGAUGCAUAAUGGUCACCAGAUAUAUGGCUUUGGUAAUGUAAGCAUAAUAGUCGACUCUCUAAAUCAAAAGGUAUAUGCCCAAACAGAGGAAAGCUGGUCUCUGGUAUCCCUUGAAAGGUUGCUUGACAUGCACAAUAGUUCUCUUACAAGAAGACGCUGAGUUUUAGAAAGGCCUUUGAAGAGUUGAAGGGAUGUGUGGUGACUCUGGGCUGAGAAUGGAGCUGGUGGAUUAGGUUGUAUGUGCAGUUCCCAUUGGUCAUGGAUCAAGAACUGAAAAUAUUAGCUUGGUCAUGCAUGUGCAGUUGGCUCUUUAGACUGAAAAGAACUGAAAUGAUUUCUUUAAGAAACAAAGGAUGAAAAGAACAAGAAUAAGAGUUGAUGUAGUUUCCUCAAGUGAAUCUUGUGCUGAUGCGUGGAUUGAGAAAGAGGUGAGGAAUGACUUGAAGCUGAAACCAACUUUAGAAUAGUGCAGUCGCUUGAAAAGUGAAAUAAAACUUGUUUGUUUUCCUGAUUUGGGUCUGCGGUUCUUAUUUCGUUGGUAACACAAAAUCCCAUGCUUUAUUUAUUUAUUUAUUUGAAAUAGGACAUCCCAUAUUUUAUUGAGCUCGAGGUAAAAAUUGUGAUGCAGGAUGGUGAGAUGUAGUAGGCUACUAGGCUCUAAUACCAAAUCUAACAUAGAUCACUGCAUAUAAUAAGAGUUACUUGACAAGCUAUGUCUUUUAUUGCAAGCUGUUUAUGGCAGCAAGGCUUUUGGGGUAGAAGAUUUAGAGUGAAGGAUUUAUGGUGAAAAGAAAGGGGAAGGGGUCAGGAGUUGAAGGGAAAAAGAGGAAACCAAGUCAGGGAAGCUGUUUUGUGGCUAUGAGCAGUACCCCCAAGAACGGUAACUUGCUUGUUCCAGAAGCAACAAUGUCAGAUUAAGAAAAAAGUUUGCGGUUUGGUGGAUAUAAAAUUUUGGAAAAUUGGAGUUUCUUAGUAUGUUAAACACGUCGAUUACAAGAUGGCUGCAGGAAUCCAGAUUUGUGCUUAACACGAAGCUUGGUGGUAAAAAUCCACGUGGAAUGCAAAAGAAAAGAAUGUUCUAUAUUCUAUAAUUUUCUUUUGUUUGGUUCAUAGAUGAGAGUGGUAAAGAAAACAACGCAAAAUUUUCCUUUCAGCUAUUAGACAUUUAGCUUAAUGGCUGAUUAUUAGGCUUUAGCCUAAGGCUGUUUGCUUAAAUUUAGGUCUUGUUGUAGACUUGAUUAACAGAGUAUUUUGUGCCCUGGAUUUCUGUAUAAAUUGUGUGUACUCAUUUCAUUUCGAUAUGCAAUACGAUGUUCUUCAUAUCCCUUUCUCAAGUUCCUUUUCAACAUGGUAUUCAAGCAAAUUUUCUAUUGAGACCUAAACCACUGCUACCAUUACCCUGUUUUUUCUAUUCUUUUUCUUCUUUUUUGAGGUUACUGGAAAUCUGUAAAUUUAUAUCCACACAUGGAAAUGGGAUGUCCAUGUAUGGCUAUUAAGAGUUCUUCUUCAUUGCAAUGAAGGUUACAUUUCAGACAGGAUUGUUAUAGAAAAGGUUAGAGAUUGUUCUCUACGAAAUGUUAUAACUAGAACUAGUGACGGUGUAAGGAGUACACGAUGGGGUCAUACUACUUCCUUUUGGUCACAAAAAUCACUUCUCUAAAUGAAUAAUAAAAUAAACUAUUUGUUUUUGUCCAAGUAUAAGCUUAUCAUUCUCUAGAACUUUUUUCUUGGAGUCAGACCAUAGCACAAAUACAUUAUAUAUAUUGGAGGACUUGAUAAGCUUAUAUUUGGACAAAAACAAACAGUUUAUUUUAUUAUUCAUUAAGAGAAGUGAUUUUUGUGACCAAAAGGAAGUAGUAUGACCCCAUCGUGUACUCCUUACAUCGUCACUAGUUCUAGUUAUAACAUUUCGUAGAGAACAAUCUCUAACCUUUUCUAUAACAAUCCUGUCUGAAAUGUAACCUUCAUUGCAAUGAAGAAGAACUCUUAAUAGCCAUACAUGGACAUUCCAUUUCCAUGUGUGGAUAUAAAUUUACAGAUUUCCAGUAACCUCAAAAAAGAAGAGAAAAAACAGGGUAAUGGUAGCAGUGGUUUAGGUCUCAAUAGAAAAUUUGCUUGAAUACCAUGUUGAAAAGGAACUUGAGAAAGGGAUAUGAAGAACAUCGUAUUGCAUAUCCAAAUGAAAGGAGUACACACAAUUUAUACAGAAAUCCAGGGCAUAAAAUACUCUGUUAAUCAAGUCUACUACAAGACCUAAAUUUAAGCAAACAGCCUUAGGCUAAAGCCUAAUAAUGCUUUUUUUUUUUUGCACUAAAGGGUUCAUUCUGUGUAUGGCAUCAGUCACCUGAACCUCCUCACCAGGCAGACCCUAGGGGUGAGAAGCUGUAAAUUACUUGUUCUGUUGGUGGGGCCCUAAUGUCUCUUUUAAUCUAAGUCAUAUUUCUUAAACAUCACUUGGUGACUAGUGCACAAAGAGUUGCAUCAUGUAUGCAAUACAGAAGUUUGAAAUAAUUUGAUCUCCUGAAUCUCAGUUCUAGUACACAACUGCAUUUGUCAACCGUUCUAGGCCUGAAACUGGUUUGCUUCGCAAUAUACAUGAUGCAACUCUUCGUGCACCAGUCACCAAGUGAUGUUUAAGAAAUAUGAGACUCUUAGAUUAAAAAUUACACAUAAAACAGAUCAGAGCAAAAUAGGACAUUGUAUUGCGAAGCAAACCAGUUUCAGGCCUAGAACAGUGCACAAAAGCAGUUGUGUACUAGAACUGAGAUUCAGGAGAUCAAAUUAUUUCAAACUUCUGUACUGCAUACAUGAUGCAACUCUUUGUGCACCAGUCACCAAGUGAUGUUUAAGAAAUAUGAGACUCUUAGAUUAAAAGAGACAUUAGGGCCCCACCAACAGAACAAGUAAUUUACAGCUUCUCACCCCUAGGGUCUGCUUGGUGAGGAGGUUCAAGUGACUGAUGCCAUACACAGAAUGAACCCUUUUGUGCAAAAAAAAAAUCACGCCAUACGUAAAACCCAUACCCUUAUAUUUGUUCCAGCAAGUCCUCCCAUAUAUAUAAUGUAUUUGUGCUAUGGUCUGACUCCAAGAAAAAAAAAAGCCUUAAUGGAGGAUGGAUGCCCUAAAGUUCGGGUUGUGACUUCUGAUCAUAUUCAGCAGCACAUGGAGCAGUAUGUGUUCUCAUAAUUCCAAUGUAAAUGAGAUUUUUCUGCUGAAUCUUUUAAAUAAAUUUGGACUGUUUAUCUUUGUUAAAAUAAUCAAGGAGUUCCAAUUUUGAUGCAUAAAGUCCAAGCGUAUAAUAUAUUUGUAUUUCCUGUAAUACAUGUCCCGUUUCUGGCUGCCACAAAUUCUGUUGCUUCUGCAGCAUACUAUUUGCAGCCAUAACCUUGAGUUUAAGUUGGGUUAAGUUGUGCUUUACUAAUUCCUGAUUUUUUGCAUGUUUUAUACUACUAGUAAUAUUGUACAGAAGUUUGAAAUAAUUUGAUCUCCUGAAUCUCAGUUCUAGUACACAACUGCAUUUGUGCACCGUUCUAGGCCUGAAACUGGUUUGCUUCGCAAUACAAUGUUCCAUUUUCCUCUGGUUGUAGCCUUAAGGGAGGAUGUUCAGACCCAAAAAAAAGCCUUAAUGGAGGAUGGAUGCCCUAAAGUUUGGGUUGUGACUUUUGAUCAUAUUCAGCCGCAUGCAGCACAUGGAGCAGUAUGUGUUCUCAUAAUUCCAAUUAAUAUUGUUCGACGAUUCACUGGAGCGCUCUUGCAAAAAUUAGUAUUUAAAUUCCUCAAACUUGCAAAAUUUAAAGCUCUGUGAGCUAGUGGCAUUGGUCUUCUUGCGAAUACAAAGGUUGUGUGUGUCUUGGCUUCAAAGCCAAGCAAGAUUGUGGAGGCCCCCCAUCCUUGGAAAGAAAAAAUAAACUUGUUUCCAUAUUGUAGGAUGUUGCUAUUUUAUUCCCUUACAAUUUGAAAAACAAGAUUUAGGUAUCUUGUAUGUUCACAUGGCUGAUGUACUUCAACAUUCGCUGAAUCAUGACCUUAGCAACCUGAUAUGGAGUCAUAAUACUGUUAUUUUUCAGGGAGCCUUCAUUUGGAGCUGCAAUGCAUUGGUUUCUGAGAUUAAAGCAUCACAAAAGGAGUUUGAGAGGAUGCUUCAGGAACACAGUUCUGUUCUACUAGA
Messenger RNA from Prunus avium (sweet cherry), 6815 nucleotides. The record is from RefSeq and is a predicted model, not a curated record. NCBI's taxonomy places the organism in Eukaryota, Viridiplantae, Streptophyta, Magnoliopsida, Rosales, Rosaceae.